CUCAGCCAUCAUGUAUGUGAUGGGAGCGCUGGGCCCAGCCGCUGGUUACCUACUGGGAGGAGUCCUCAUCGGAUACUACGUUGACCCAAAAACUGCCGUCACCAUCGAUCAGAGCGACCCCCGCUUCAUCGGGAACUGGUGGAGUGGGUUCCUGCUGUGUGCCAUUGCCAUGACGCUGGUCAUCUUCCCAAUGUUCACCUUCCCCAAGAAGCUGCCCCCCCGACACAAGAAGAAGAAAAGGAGGAAAAAGAUGAGCAUGGAUAGCCUGUCCAGCGACGACGACGUCCUCAAAGAGAAAAGCAACAACAAGAGCCAGGCGGUCACCUCGUCCAUGGGCUUCGGAAGGGACAUCAAAGUCACACUGGCAGCCUACGAUGCGAAGCGAAAGUGA
Messenger RNA from Notothenia coriiceps (black rockcod), 391 nucleotides. Its product is annotated as solute carrier organic anion transporter family member 5A1-like. NCBI's taxonomy places the organism in Eukaryota, Metazoa, Chordata, Actinopteri, Perciformes, Nototheniidae. The transcript is spliced from 3 exons. The record is from RefSeq and is a predicted model, not a curated record. Gene Ontology annotation, biological process: sodium-independent organic anion transport; transmembrane transport. Gene Ontology annotation, cellular component: basolateral plasma membrane. Bases 11 to 391 code for a protein of 126 amino acids.